Aspergillus fischeri NRRL 181 is the source of this 741-nucleotide messenger RNA. RefSeq lists its product as uncharacterized. NCBI's taxonomy places the organism in Eukaryota, Fungi, Ascomycota, Eurotiomycetes, Eurotiales, Aspergillaceae. The transcript is spliced from 2 exons. Bases 1 to 741 code for a protein of 246 amino acids. The record is from RefSeq and is a predicted model, not a curated record.
AUGAGUGGCCGCACCAUUGAGCGAUUCCCACCCGUCCCCGUGCAAGACGCAGAACGCUUCUCUAGAGACCCGAGAGUUCCCUUCAUUCCUCCUGAGCUCGCGCAAGCACCAGUCCCCAGACACCGAAUCAACGCGUUCAAUGACCAGCCUCUGCCUUAUCAGCAUCAUCAACCUGUGCACACCUGGAUUCCAGGCCUCCCGGGACUGGUCAAUACCGGCCGGCCCACCAUGAUCCCGCCCAACACAAUGAUGGCCACUCCCCCUGCUGUGUAUGCGCAACCAAGACCUGUCAUGACCGGGCGUCCCGUCAUGAAUCCGGCUCAUGCAAUGAUCAAUAGUCCCCCUCCUGGUUAUGCGCAGCAAGAGCCUUUCAUGGGGCCCCAUCCUGCCAUGAAUCCAACUCAAGCAAUGAUGACUACUCCUCCUAUUCUUGCGCAGCGGAUGAGGGAGCAAGUUGACCAGUACAAGAUGAUUCUGCAUGACAUUCGCAGGGCAAGCGGACGACUGGAAUUCGAACCACCUCGUUUCACGCCUCACCCAAGCUUCACGGAUUCGCCACCUCCAGAGAUAUACUCGCCGUCCUCAGAGGGAAAGAGUCCCAAGGAUGUGAUGUUCGCCGCAUCGACUCCAACCUCGAAGCUUCGUGGGGACGCGCCUGAGUUUGUCCCUGGUAAACCAUAUGAGGGUAAAAACCAGAAACCAAAGACAGAGCGGGGAUGGAUGAUCGUUUCUAGCACGUAG